GUAGUUUAAAUUAAUUCAUGAAUGAAUGUAUCGAACCGAUGUUUUUUCGCAUAGACCGAUGAUUUUUUCAUAAAUUUCAUGCGAUGGCAUCAAAAUGCUGUGGACUGCGAUUAACGAAGACAUUUCUUUAUGUAUUUCAAAUAAUAUUUUUGUUUACAGGAUUGGCGAUAUGUGCAUUUGGAGCUUGGAAAUUUAUACUGACUUACCACUUGUUACGAGUCUUGGAUAAUCAUACCUUCUCGACGGCGUUUUAUUUGUUUAUAGCUACGGGUUUUCUAGUCAUUUUUGUGUUCUUUUUAGGAUGCUGCGCAAUACCAAAACAUUGGACUAAACUAUUAUUUUGUUAUAUAAUAUUACUGUUGCUGAUAUUUUUAUUUGAAAUUUUAAUUGGAGUGCUGGCGUAUAUCUUCCAGGAAAAUAUUGAAGACGAUCUGAAUCUUAAUUUUAAUAAAACUAUACUUAAUACGUAUAAAUUCGAUGAAAGUAAAACGACAUCUAUUGACUAUGUUCAAGAAAAGUUGCAUUGUUGUGGUGCUGUAACAUUCAUGGAUUGGCAACAUAGUGCAUGGGUACUUAAUGAUACAGUAUCUAACAAAGUGCCUGAUUCUUGUUGUAAAACUAUAACUGAAGGAUGUGGAUUAAGAGAUCAUCCUUCGAAUAUAAAUCUAGAGGGUUGCAUAAAUUUCAUAGUAGAGAAAAUACGAAUUAAUUUUUGGUUGAUAUUUUUAGCUGCUUUAGGAAUAUGUGUAUUUCAUCUCAUAGGUGUUAUAAUUGGAAUAGUUUUAUUCAUUCAAUUAGAAUCAGGUAAAUACGAUGCGGAAUACAGCCCCAGAAAUGGAGGGACAGAAGCAUUACUGUCCGAAAAUACACAACACCACUUAUAAAAAUCGUAAUAUAGUAUCAAUUUUUUUUUAAUGUUUGUAUAACUAUUUGUUGAUUGUUAUUUAUCUAUAAUACUGGUAGUGUAAUUAGUAAUUCAAAUUAUCAGGUAUUUAUUAAAAGACAAUUAAAUAUAUUGUGUAUAUCUUUAGUAGCAUUUGAAUUAUGAAAAUUUCCACGGUUUAUUUGAUUUAACUCGUUUUAUACAUUAAAAAUUAAGAAUAAAAAAUUCUUUUCUUGUGUACUAAUAAACAACA
Diorhabda carinulata is the source of this 1136-nucleotide messenger RNA. RefSeq names its product CD151 antigen-like. The transcript has 6 exons. The record is from RefSeq and is a predicted model, not a curated record. NCBI's taxonomy places the organism in Eukaryota, Metazoa, Arthropoda, Insecta, Coleoptera, Chrysomelidae. The coding region runs from base 84 to 884 and encodes 266 amino acids. Gene Ontology annotation, cellular component: membrane.